AUGCUAAUGUAUCUGCUACAAGCUCCAGACGUCUGUGACAGCAAUAUGACAUUCAACGCAAGUGUGGACUCGGAGUUGACGCAACACAUGCUGUUCGGAUGGGUGGACCACCUGUCUUUCGCACUCAUGCUGGGCCUUUCCGCAGCCAUCGGUAUUUAUUUUGGCGUGUUUGGUCGCGCCAAGAAUACUGCCCAAGUGGACUACCUGCACGGCGGCAAACGCAUGAGGGCAUUUCCAGUCGCAGUGUCACAAGUCUCUAGUCAUACCUCUGGAACCACGCUGAUGGGAGUUCCUGCAGAAGUAUACCUAUACGGCAGCGUCUACGGAUGGGUUUGCUUAUCAGUCAUCAUUUUCGCACUCAUCACCAACUACGUGUUUCUUCCUGUUUUCUUCGAUUUGCAGCUCACAUCAACUUAUGAGUAUUUGGAGCGCCGCUUCAGCCGUACCAUUCGAUUAUUUGCAUCUGGAUUCUUCACGCUCAAUCUGGUGCUUCACAUGCCUUUGUACGUGUACAUGCCUGCUAUCGCACUAAGCCAAGUGUCUGGGAUCAGCGUCCACUGGAUCACUCCUCUGGUUUGCACCGUCUGCGUUUUCUACACUAUGCUGGGCGGCCUGAAGGCGGUGGUGUGGACGGACUUCCUGCAGAGCGGAGUCACGCUGGCAGCCUUCAUCGCGGUGCUUAUCCUGGGGGUGGUGAGCGCCGGCGGCUUCGCAGAGGUGUGGCGGGCCGCCGAUGAGGGCGGCAGGGUCGCCUUCUUCGUGAUGACCCCAGACCCCUUCGUUCGGAGCUCCUUCUGGGCAGUGGUGAUCGGCGCGACGGCAUCAUUCGUGGGAGGCUGCGCCGUCCACCAGGGCAUGGUACAGAAGUUCAUGUCGCUGCCGGAUCUGGCAGCUUGUCGAAAGACCCUGGCUGGCUUCACCUUUGGCAUAAUCCUCAUGAAGGUCAUCAGCGUCUUUACUGGGUUUCUGCUCUAUGCCACCUACCGCGACUGUGAUCCUGUUAAAACCCAUGAGGUGUCUCGUCCCGACCAGCUGCUACCCUUCUACGUGAUGCGGGUGGCCGGCCACGUCCCCGGACUGCCGGGCCUCUUCGUCGCCGGCAUCUUCGGCGCUGCUCUCAGUUCCAUGUCUGGAACUCUCAACGCUCUUUCUGGUACUAUCUACGAGGACUUCCUGCUGCCCCUGAUGCCCAAACGGAAGACAGAUCUGCUGGUGAACUUAAUAAUGCAGGCCAUCGUGCUGGUUGUGGGCAUCAUCACCGUAGGAAUGGUCUACAUUGUCGAGAGGCUGGGAACAAUUCUGGAGCUGGGCUACAGCGUGGGAGGCGUGACGAACGGCUCGCUGCUCGGGAUAUUCACACUCGGCAUGCUGGUUCCCUCGGCCAACACCAAGGGAGCCAUCGCGGGCAGCCUUUGCGGCAUGACCGCCGUGGCGAUCCUCAUAACCGGCGCGCAACACGCCACAGCCACCGGAAGAGUACGAUACCCGCCGCUGCCGACGUCCGUGGAGAGGUGUCCCGGUAACGUCACAGACAGCGUGCACGCCGCCGCAGCAGCCGCCGCGAACAGUGCAUCGGCGGACGACGUGCCGCUGGUGUUCCGGCUGUCGUACAUGUACUACACUGUGGUGGGCGCCCUGAUCGUGGUCACCGUCGGCUGGGUCGUGAGCCGUCUGACGGGUCCUCUGAAGCUCGGCGAGAUCGACCCCAGGCUGCUGGCGCCGCUGGUGCGGCCCGCCGACCACAGAAGAGCGGCCCAGCACGACCCCGCUGCCGCAGUGGAGCUGCUGCCAAGCGGGACUCAGCACAAGCCCGCUACCGACGCCAAGAUCUAG
Molecule: messenger RNA, 1833 nt
Organism: Schistocerca piceifrons (Central American locust)
Lineage: Eukaryota; Metazoa; Arthropoda; Insecta; Orthoptera; Acrididae
Product: sodium-coupled monocarboxylate transporter 1-like
Exons: 13
Coding region: 1-1833 (610 amino acids)
Biological process (GO): sodium ion transport; transmembrane transport
Cellular component (GO): membrane
Molecular function (GO): symporter activity
Source: RefSeq, a predicted model, not a curated record